Messenger RNA from Diachasma alloeum, 4455 nucleotides. It is a transcript of the gene Ptpmeg, whose product is annotated as tyrosine-protein phosphatase non-receptor type 4. Gene Ontology annotation, cellular component: cytoskeleton. The transcript has 10 exons. Lineage: Eukaryota; Metazoa; Arthropoda; Insecta; Hymenoptera; Braconidae. The record is from RefSeq and is a predicted model, not a curated record. Gene Ontology annotation, biological process: protein dephosphorylation. Bases 565 to 3384 code for a protein of 939 amino acids. Gene Ontology annotation, molecular function: protein tyrosine phosphatase activity; protein binding.
AAGUUGGGUUUUCGUGCAAUAUUUGCAAUUUUCAACAAAAAAAAAUAUAUAUAUAUUAAUUAUCAUUAGGAUGCUCCUAAUCGAUUGUUUAAUUGUGUAUCUGCUAAAUCAGAGAUUGUGAAAUUGUCAUUGAGGUUACAAUGUGAAACCGAAUGUCGAAUUUCCAUUAUUGUUAAAAUCAUCGACCUCUAUUUUUAAGUGUUUUUUGAGGGUCUAAUUUCGGUGGAUUAAAACAUAACAUUUUUCUGAAUGAUGAUGAAAAUAAUCAAAAGUUGUCAACAAUUAAACACACAUUUCGUGCGAUUACUUGGGGAUAUUUUGAUGAUGAUGGAGUUGAAGUGUUAAUCAAGUUUUUUGAAGCUCUAGUGAAAUAGCGGAAAUAAUGGAAUGUAAUCAGAAUCUUGGAUAUCUCCUGAAUAAAUUAUGAAAAUCAAUUGUCAUAUUUGUCAAAGAUUUUGAAAAUAUCUUUAAAAUGAGAUGAGAUGAUGGUAUGAAAUUGAAUUUUCAAUUUCACUUGACCAAUUUUCAGAUGUUGGAGUUUUAAAAACGUAGUCAUCUUAUUGGAUGCCUAUUUAUUUAUUUAUUCAUGUUUCGACUUUUUUUUUUAAUGGUAAAAUGAUUGAAUUGAUGAAUUUGUCAUUGUUGAAAGGUUAUCGAUGGGGAUGCCCGACGGUGCCACGGAGGUGGUUGACUCACUCUGCUCAUUUCAUUGAUAUGAUCGAGAGUGUGUCUAGACGAGCGCUGAGUGGCUCCAGUGGGAGCUACCACGUUCGAGGAGCCGAACUGGCGCGCGACAGAAGAUUAAAAUCUUUAUCAGCCACUGUUGUCUUUCUCGAUGAUACCCAGCACACAUUCCAGCUGGACAAACGGGCCAAGGGUCAAGCACUCCUUGACCUUGUCUUCCAUCAUCUGGAGCUCAUCGAGAAAGACUACUUUGGACUGCAGUACGCGGAAAGCGGAAGCAAUUCGUCAAAUUGUCCUGAUAUUAUGCGGUGGUUGGACCCUUCAAAGCCCGUGAAAAAGCAGAUAAGAAGUAAGGGUGGACAAUUUUUCUUCCGUGUCAAGUUCUAUGUGUCAGACCCUAGUAAACUUCAGGAGGAAUAUACCAGGUAUCAGUUUUACCUCCAAAUAAGAAGGGAUAUUCUGCAGGGAAAGCUGCAGUUGCCUGUGAGCACAGCCUGUUUGAUUGCCAGUUAUACAGUUCAAUCAGAACUGGGGGAUUAUCACCCUGAGGAGCAUGGGCCAGGCUAUCUCUCCAGGCUGCAACUCAUCCCUGGACAGACUGAGGAAAUGGAGAAAAAGAUUUGUGAACUGCACAAGCUUCACAAAGGACAACUCCCUGCUGAUGCUGAAUUCAAUUUCCUGGACCAUGCUAAACGAUUGGACAUGUAUGGAGUGGAGUUACACAAGGCAAGGGAUUCAACAAACAAAGAGAUCCAACUAGGAGUAACGUCAAUAGGUCUCGUUGUUUUCCAAAACAACACAAGAAUAAACGUAUUCUCGUGGUCUAAAAUAGUGAAGAUAUCCUUCAAGAGAAAGCAAUUUUUUAUUCAACUUAGAAGAGAGCAGUCUGAGAGCUAUGACACCCUCCUAGGCUUCAACAUGCAAACGUAUAGGAGUUCAAAGAACCUCUGGAAAGCGUGUGUAGAACACCACACGUUCUUCAGACUCCACAGUCCCAAAAUGAGGCCGAGGAGAUUUCCCCUGACCCUCAGCAGCAGAUUCACAUACUCAGGGAGAACGGAGUAUCAGACUGUUGAGGAUGGCAAGUACAGGGCUAGGGUUGAGAGGACAUUCAUCAGAUCCCCGAGUAAACGACUGAUGCAUGGGGUCCAGGCACCAAUCGUCGAGGAGAAGGGAAAAAUUGCAAUAGCACCUGCACGACCACCAAGACCUUAUGACAAUAAAGUGCAGUCCCUAGGGUCCAGGGAGCCACGACAGGCAUGGGGGGAGGGAAAUCCAAGUGAUGAAGAAGAGAUCAAUGGAUCACAUAGCCAGGGAGGAGGAGCUUUCUCACCGGUUUUAGGAUCUAGAAUUCUCAGUUACGUGGACGAUGAUACCGCUGUUGAGAGGAAUAUUUAUGAUAUACCUGAUUACAGUGAACCUACUAGUUCACCAGCUCCCCAGGUACACGAUGAGGGUCUAGUAACGAUCACUCUCACUCCAGACGAGCAAGGACGCUUUGGCUUCAACGUGAAAGGAGGCCUGGACCUUGAUAUGGCUAUUUUGGUGUCUAGGGUGGCUCCCAAUACACCAGCUGAUCGCUGUUAUCCCAAGUUGAAUGAAGGAGAUCAGGUGGUCUACAUAAACGGCAUCGACGUGUCUGGAAUGCUUCACGAGCACGUGGUAAACCUCAUUCGCCAGUCUCGCGAUACUGGAAACGGUGAAUUAAGCCUGACAGUCCGUCCUUACGCUCUUUACAACGCCCUGGCAGGCACAGAGGAUGCAAUAGAAGAGGAGCCCCCAUACAGAUAUGUCCCAGACGUUCCCCAUGUCACCGUGGGGUCAGACGCUCUGACCCAAUCUAUGCUCCUCCUCGCUGAUGGCCUCGCCAGUGGAGCACUGAUCGCUCAAUAUGAACAGCUUUACAGGAAGAACCCAGAGCUAACAUCCCUGGAGUCGAAAAAAACAGAGAAUCAGAACAAAAACAGGUACAGGGAUAUUUCUCCUUAUGACGUGACUCGAGUAAUCCUCAUGGGCUCGACAAACGGUGACUAUAUAAAUGCCAACUACGUGAACAUGGAGAUCCCCGGCUCUGGGAUCAUCAACAGGUAUAUCGCGACCCAGGGGCCCCUAGUCUCAACAGUCGCUGAUUUCUGGCAGAUGGUCCUGGAGGCUGGAAGCACUCUUGUUGUCAUGCUGACGACUCUUGUUGAGAGAGGUCGAACCAAGUGCCAUCAGUACUGGCCGAAUGUCAACGAGUCUCUCACCCUUAGAAAUUUGACACUGACCUCGACCUCAGAGAAGACUGAGGACUUCUUCGUUUUCCGAGAGUUUGUGGUGAGGGAUACCAACACUGGGGAGGAGAGGGACAUUACUCAUAUGCAGUACUGUGGAUGGCCUGAUCAUGGGGUGCCUGGGGACUGGAGACAGUUCACUGGCUUCACUGAGAGGGUCAGGGCUGCCAGGACUGGGAUGGUGGAACCUGCUGUCGUUCAUUGCAGUGCGGGAAUUGGAAGGACUGGGGUUCUAGUCCUCAUGGAGACUGCUCUGUGUCUUAUUGAGGCCAAUCAACCCGUUUAUCCUCUGGAUAUUGUCAGGGCUAUGAGGGAUCAGAGGGCUAUGAUGAUUCAAAAUGCUAGUCAGUACAAAUUCGUGUGUGACGCUGUUCAUAAAGCCUACACCGAGGGCAUAGCGAAACCACUAUUGGAAUUUUCGAGAUAAAAUCAAUUGGCCACCAAUUCCCAAUUCAGUAUGCAAGAAAAAAUCGUAUUUAAAUUUUUAUUAAUUAAAAUUAUCUCGAGAACGAAUGAAUUUAUCGAGAAAUAUUGUUGCACAUUUUUUUAAUAGAAAAAUUAAAUUUUCAACAAAUAAAACUUGCUGGCAUUUUCUCCUAAAACCACUCGUUAAUCAGAUAAUUUCAUGAUUAACAAGAUGGGGGGAAAAAAAAAGGUGAAAUUUAUAAUUUUAUUUAAAGAUAAAUAUCUCCAAAAUGAAUAGUUUUAGGACAUAAUGUCAUCAGACAUUUACCUUUAAACGAAAUAACAUGUCCUACCACUUUUUCACUGAAUUAUUAUUCUUUGAAUGUAUAUGAAACAACCAUACAUCAUUUUUUAAAGUGACAAUAACGCACAUUACUACGAAACCUCCGCAAUUAUAUAUAUAUAUACAUCUAAUAACAGUUGUAAGAAUUGUGAGGACAGUCUCGUAUCCUCAAACAGGCAGUGAGUUAACUUCUCCAGGAGUGUGUUACCUGGACGUGUGAUAGAUUUGAUAUUGAGGAGUUUUCAAUUAAUCAAGUAUUUUUCAUUAACAAAAAGAUAGAAAGACAAAAAAAUCCCACCAUAAUCGUAAUUUUUUAUAGUAUAAUUUUUGCAUGGUGUCCUUCCAAAACUGAAGUGAUUGGCAAUUAUUUAUGCGAUGGGGAGAAUUUUUAUAAUUAAUUUAUAUGUAAGUACCUAGAGGAUACGUAGAAUAGUAUUUUUACCAAUACCCAUAUAAAUCUGUGCCACAAAUUCGUCGGUAGCUAACAACUGAUAAAUCGUCCAGAGCUACAAUUAAACGUAAAAACUCUAAAUUUUUAUACUUAAUGAUAGUCAUAAUUAAUUGGUGUCAAUUUUAUUUUUUUAACGAUAUAAACUAUUCAAAAUUCAUCCCAAUUUCAUAUUUUUAGAAUGAAAAAUUAGAGAUUAAGAAAUUAAAAAGGGCGUAUUAAUAGCUGUCUAGUCGAGUGUUUAAUUUGUACUUUUGACUAUCAUGAAAAACAAAAAAAUAAAAAUAAAUAAAUAAAUAAAU